AUGAAGAAAGAAUUCCCGUUUGUCCCUUCCCUAUAUCUUAUCUUCCUUCUUAUCAAGACUUUAUUAAUCCUAGAAACAGCAAUGGGAGAUCCAAGAUCUCAAACAGUAAACUUGACAUGUGGCAACCAAAUGGAGCACAAUCCCUCUGUUUUUGUUCCAAAUUUUGUUGCUACAAUGGAAAACAUCAGUGACCAAAUGCGAGCUUCAGGUUUUGGAUUAGCAGUUUCAGGUUCAGGCCCUGAUACUAACUAUGGCCUUGCCCAGUGCUAUGGGGAUCUCUCUUUAACUGAUUGUGUAUUAUGCUAUGCUCAGGCUCGCCUGGUUCUUUCCCAGUGCAUUGGUUUCACUUCAGGUCGUAUUUACCUUGAUGGUUGCUUCAUGAGGUCAGACAAUUAUAGCUUCUUUCAGGAGUAUACUGGACCUGGUGACAGGGCCAUAUGUGGGAAUACAAUUAGGAAGAACUCAACGUAUGAAGAAUCAGUUACACAGGCUGUGAGCAGUGCAGUUCUGGCAGCACCAAACCAAAAUGGCUCUGCAACAUCUCCGAAGACUGUACCUGGGGCAGUGAAUGAGGCAGUUUAUGUGCUGGCUGAUUGUUGGAGGACUUUAAAUGCAAACUCCUGCAAAGCAUGUUUAGAGAAUGCAUCUGCUUCAAUAUUGGAAUGCUUGCCUUGGUCGGAGGGGCGAGCAUUGAACACUGGCUGCUUCAUGAGGUACUCAGACAAAGAUUUCCUCAACAAGAAACCGGGAAAUGGAAAUUCAAAAGGGACAACCAUAGUGAUAGCAGUUUCAGUUGCCAGUUCGGUGGUUCUGCUGGUAGUUGGAGUAGCAAUUGGAUUUUAUAUCUGGAAGCACAGAUAUAUACAAAAGAAACGAAGAGGUUCAAAUGAUACAGAAAAGCUGGUGAAAACACUUAAUGACAGUAGCCUGAACUUCAAGUAUUCCACACUUGAGAAGGCUACAGGAUCUUUUGACAAUGCCAACAAACUUGGGCAAGGAGGAUUUGGAACAGUUUAUAAGGGAGUUUUGCCUGAUGGAAGGGAGAUUGCUGUCAAGAGGCUUUUCUUUAACAAUAGACAUAGAGCAGGGGAUUUCUACAAUGAAGUUAACAUUAUAAGCAGCGUGAAACACAAAAAUCUGGUCAGGUUAUUAGGAUGCAGUUGUUCUGGACCUGAAAGCCUACUUGUCUAUGAAUUCCUGCCUAACAAAAGCCUUGAUCGAUUCAUCUUUGAUGCAAACAGAGGUAAAGCACUGAACUGGGAGAAAAGAUAUGAGAUUAUUGUGGGGACAGCGGAAGGUUUAGUGUACCUUCAUGAGAACUCCAAGAACAGAAUCAUUCAUAGAGAUAUAAAAGCUAGUAACAUCUUGUUGGACUCGAGACUUCGUGCUAAAAUUGCUGAUUUUGGGUUAGCUAGAUCUUUUGAAGAAGAUCAGAGUCACAUCAGCACUGCCAUUGCAGGAACACUAGGAUAUAUAGCUCCAGAAUACCUAGCCCAUGGUCAGUUAACAGAGAAGGCCGAUGUCUACAGCUUUGGAGUGCUUUUGUUAGAGAUUUUUACAGGAAGACUGAACAACAGGAGCAAAACCUCAGAAUACACUGACAGCCUAAUCACAAUUACAUGGAAGCAUUUUCGAUCAGGGACAGUUGGACAAUUAUAUGAUCCAAAUAUAAUGUUGCAUAAUCAUUACAACAUAUAUGUUAAGAAUGAGAUUUUAAGAGUGCUGCAUAUCGGACUUCUGUGCACCCAAGAGAUUCAGUCAUUACGACCAACAAUGUCAAAGGCACUACAAAUGUUAACAAAUAAGGAUUGUGAACUCCCUGCACCUACAAAUCCUCCUUUUAUAGAUGAAAGAACGAUGGAACUGACUGACAUGUGUGAAUACCCAUGUUACCCUCUUAGAGCAGGAUAUUCUACUUCGAUUGCUACUAUUUCUGAAAUUUCUUUCUGUCCUAGGUGA
Quercus lobata is the source of this 1959-nucleotide messenger RNA. Its product is annotated as cysteine-rich receptor-like protein kinase 2. Gene Ontology annotation, molecular function: ATP binding; protein kinase activity. The transcript has 7 exons. Gene Ontology annotation, biological process: protein phosphorylation. The record is from RefSeq and is a predicted model, not a curated record. The coding region runs from base 1 to 1959 and encodes 652 amino acids. NCBI's taxonomy places the organism in Eukaryota, Viridiplantae, Streptophyta, Magnoliopsida, Fagales, Fagaceae.